GCGGCCCUCGACGUCAUGUCGCACACCACGCGACACUUCGGAGACAAGAUGGCGGCGGCGGCGGCGGUGUCGGUGUCCGAUCCGUGAGAUCAGAUCGGUUAGAAAGGAAAAGAUAGAGAGAAAGAAAGAGAGAACGGAUGAAGCAUGGCCUGGCAGGAGGUAGAAGUGCUGCCGACUGCCUUCGCCACGGUCAUGUGAAGAGUGCGUGUGAGCGACCGGGAUGGACAAGUGUAAGCACGUGGGUCGACUGAGGCUCGCACAGGACCACUCGAUCCUGAACCCACAGAAAUGGCACUGUGUGGACUGCAACACCACCGAGUCGGUGUGGGCGUGCCUCAGCUGCUCGCACGUGGCCUGCGGACGCUACAUCGAGGAGCAUGCGCUUCAGCACUUCAAGGAGCAACGCCACCCUCUGGCCUUGGAGGUGAAUGAACUGUACGUGUUCUGCUACCUGUGUGACGACUAUGUGUUGAACGACAACGCGACAGGUGACCUGAAGCUGCUGCGUGGCACUCUGGGCGCCAUCAAGAGCCAGCGCUAUGAGGUGACGACACGCAGCGGUCGAACCCUGCGUUCCGGAGCGGCGCAGCUGGAGCACGGAAACGCGCAGGAGCUGCAGCUGCGUGGCGAAGACCGCAUGUUUACAGCACUGUGGCACCGGCGCAGAGCGCUCAUGAGCCGGGCAUUCCGCACCUGGUUCGGCCACACGGAGCGUGGCAGGAGGUUCCUGGAGGAGGAGCGGCUGCGCGAGGAGGAGGAGGAACGCCGAAGGGAGGCGCGCGAGAGGAGACGGACGCUGAAACGGCAGCUCCAGGAAGAGCUUGAGAGCGCACCACCGCGGAAAAGCAGCCGCAUCCGGAAGCAAAGCCAAAAAGCAGUAGCUGCCGCAUCCUUAAGGGACAGGAAACGGAUCCGACACAAUCCGCCUGGCUCCUCGAAUGUUAGGACUCGAAAAGACAAAGCACCUCAGAGACGGUCGGCCGCCUCAGCCAAGACCAAUCAGACUCCGGUUUCGCCUGCCAAAACUGGCGACUCCCCCAUUAAGAGGCGGCCCACGGUUACGCCAGGCGUGACCGGUUUAAGGAAUCUCGGCAACACCUGCUACAUGAACUCAAUACUGCAGGUUCUGAGUCACCUACACGUGUUUCGGGAAUGUUUUCUUAGACUGGAUCUGAACCAGGCCCUGGAGCUGCUGGCGUCUGCCGUUAGCCGAAAGCUGGGGCUCUCGGUUCAGCAUGGCACUCAGCCCAAAGCCCCAGGUCAGGGGUCGGGACUUAGCGGUGGAGCCUCACGCUCACGCAACAUGGAGCUAAUCCAACCCAAAGAGCCCAGCUCCAAGCACAUCUCCCUCUGUCAUGAGCUACACACACUCUUCCAGGUGAUGUGGUCAGGAAAGUGGGCUCUCGUGUCUCCGUUUGCGAUGCUGCACUCAGUGUGGCAGUUGAUCCCUGCGUUUCGAGGCUACGCUCAGCAGGAUGCGCAGGAGUUCCUCUGUGAGCUCCUAGACAAAGUGCAACGUGAGCUUGAGCGAACCGGGACCCUCACACCAGCCACUGUACCAGCCAACCAGAGACGCCUGAUCAAACAGGUGCUCAGUGUGGUCAAUACCAUCUUUCAUGGGCAGCUCCUGAGCCAGGUGAGGUGUUUGGCAUGUGAUCAUCGCUCCAACACAGUGGAGCCGUUCUGGGAUCUGUCGUUAGAGUUCCCCGAACGUUACCACAACAACAGUAAGGAUGCCGCGCAGGUGCCUUGUAGGUUGACAGAGAUGCUGGCCAAGUUUACAGAGACUGAGGCUUUAGAAGGAGCCAUUUACGCCUGUGACCACUGCAACAAUAAACGCAGACGGUUCUGCUCCAAGCAAGUGGUCCUGACAGAAGCUCAGAAGCAGCUGGUGGUCUACAAACUGCCUCAUGUCUUACGGCUACACCUGAAACGGUUCAGGUGGUCCGGUCGUAAUCACAGGGAGAAGAUCGGCGUCCACGUCAAGUUCAAGCAGGAGCUGAACAUGGAGCCAUACUGCUGCAAAGAAUCUGCCUCCAACACAUCACUCCACCAUCAACACUUUCUCUACCAGCUCUCUGCUGUCGUCAUGCACCACGGGAAGGGCUUCGGCUCAGGGCAUUACACCGCCUUCUGUUACAACACCGAAGGAGGAUUUUGGGUGCACUGUAACGACUCGAAGCUGAGUGUGUGCGCAGUGGAGGAGGUGUGCAAGGCACAGGCCUACAUUCUGUUCUACACCCAGAGGAACUCUCAGGACAAAGGCAAAGCCAGCAACCUUUGACCCGUACUUAGCAGCCAGAGACAUUGUAUUGUAUACUCAUGUCGAUAUGGGUUACAGCCGAGUCUGUGUGUUUAUCUGACACUGCAUGAGCGUGACUCACACUCAUGCCUUACACAGAUGGCGGGCAGUAGGCACUCUUGCUGUGUGUGUGUAUGUGUGUGUGUGUGUGUAUAUGUCUGUGUGUGUGUGUGUGUGUGCGCGUUUGUGUGUAAAAGAGAUCAGUCCUGGCCAGAAGCAUUAAUGUGGCUCUGUAUAAAAAGGAGGGAUUUUAUCAUUUCUCAGUUUGGAUGCCCACAAACCAAAGUAGAAAAACAAACCUGAAUGUUGACUGUUCCCUGAUUUUACCCUUAAAAAGGGACGGAUGACACGACUGUGAUUUCAUAGUAAUAGUACGUUGUGUGUGUGUGGGAGUGUAUGAGUGAGUGUGUAAAUCAGGUUUUUUGUUUUUUUUAUCUUUUUUUUAAGUUCACUUCAAAGUGCCCUGUUGAUUUUUUUCCUCAAGGUUAAGUUUCUUAAGGCUCUUCUAGUGUUCCCAGCUCCUUUAGGAACGUGAUUUGAACAAUUCAGGAUUUUGUUCUGUUUGUUUAGACUUUCCCGAAUGUACUUUUAUAUGCUGAAUAUUUGGUUAAAACAAGAUUCCUUUUUUAUUUUUGUAAAAAAGUAGAUGAAAGAAAAAAAACAAUGUUCUCACCAGCGAACACAACACACACAUGCUGUAUGUACAGUAUCCACCUGUGCGUGCGCAUCACAGAGAGUGCGUCUGUGCACACGAGAGUGUGUUCAGAGCGGAUUGGACUCAUACUGUGACUGUAUUGUGGUUAACACAUUCUCCGUGUAGGUGUGUGUUUGUUAGAACUGAGGUAAUCUUGUCGUUACUUCACACACACACACUUGAAUCUGCCUCUUUCCGGUCGGUUCCAGUUUGAGUUGCUGCACUCUUCAGCAGGUAUAGAUGUAAAACUAUGCAAAUUGUUACCUCAAUUUAUAGAGACAGUUACCUCAAUAAAUGAGACUAUUUUUGCAUUUUUCUAAAAUAUCA
Molecule: messenger RNA, 3323 nt
Organism: Silurus meridionalis
Lineage: Eukaryota; Metazoa; Chordata; Actinopteri; Siluriformes; Siluridae
Gene: usp44
Product: ubiquitin specific peptidase 44
Exons: 8
Coding region: 221-2284 (687 amino acids)
Biological process (GO): protein deubiquitination
Cellular component (GO): cytoplasm
Molecular function (GO): zinc ion binding; cysteine-type deubiquitinase activity
Source: RefSeq, a predicted model, not a curated record